GCCCCCCUACCGUCUAUAUAUUGCCUGGGCGCUUCCCUUCCGCUGGUCGCCGUUCUGUUUCUGCCAACACACAUUGUUGAUUUUUCUCGUCGCUCUUUGAUCCAGCCUGAAGUUCGCAGAUUCAGCUGGGAACAUCUCCGUUCCAACUCUCGUUCUCUUCCGGGACUCGCAUUCUUCACCCGACUCUCGAUCAUCCUCCAGACGACCGGCGAGCAAGAUGUCUCUGCAACGCGUUACGUCCCUCGAAACAUUCAUGACCUAUCCCCAGGGGUUCUAUGGUUGGGCAUCUUGGACUCGGGUCCACAAGCUCACCUUCAACCCACUCCCGGAAGAAUGGGAUCCUGAACCGACGAUUGAGCGACCCCAAACGAUCGCAGCGUUCAAUGUGUCGAGAUGGAAACGACUGCUUCAAGUUAUCGCCAGCAUCGUCUGCUGCCUUCUGGCAGCGGGCGUCAUCUUCGGCUACGGGGCGCUUAAGCCGGUGCUCAAGUCCGAAGGAGCUUAUCGACAGCGCUGCGCUAUCCCCAACGGUUUGCCCAAGGAUGAGGAGAUAUGCAUCGAGAUGCACCUCAACUUCAUGUUCACCAUCGCUGUCGUGGCCACCAACGUUGCCGCUCUGCCGGUUGGCGCCAUUCUCGACCACUACGGGCCGCGUGUGUGCGGCCUGCUCGGAAGCCUGCUCCUUGCGUUCGGCGCCGUCUUGAUGGCGUUUGAGAGCCGGCUGCCAAUUGACGGCCUCAUGCUCGGGUACCUCUUGUUGGCUCUCGGCGGCCCGUUCACAUUCAUGUCAUCUUUCCAACUCUCCAACGCAUUUCCUCGCCAUUCCGGACUCAUCCUGGCCCUUCUCACGGCUGCCUUCGACGCCUCCAGUGCGGUGUUCCCGAUCUUUCACUUCGCCUACCGAGCAACCGAGGGUGCUUUCACACGACGGACCUUCUUUCUUGUCUACCUGAUCGUCCCUGCCGUGAUCGCCCUGCUACAGCUCACGCUGAUGCCGGCGCGUUCGUACAAGACGGCGGGCGAACUGGUUGGUGAGGCCGACGACGCCCUCUUCGACGAAUUUGCCAGCAAAAUUUAUGACGACGAAGAAACGCCGCUUCUCCACGCACAGCAACGGCAGCACUGCGCCUACCUGAUCGAGGGAAUGGAAAACGUCCUCGGUGCAGAAGCAUACGCCGACCGCGUCACGCGAGAGACCUCCGUCAACAACGCCUCGGGCGUAUGGGGCUCGCUACAUACCUUGUCGGCCUCGGAACAGCUCAAAUCCCCUUGGUUCGUCCUGAUUUGCUUCUUCACCGGUACGUAUUUUCUCCGUCUAUCUCCAACUUCCUUCUUGGCCCUCGCGCCCAAACCCGCUGACCACGGUCGUCCAUAAAAUAGCCGUCCAGAUGACCCGCAUCAACUUCUUCAUCUCAACGAUUCGGCCUCAAUACGACUACCUCCUCGGCUCACCCGACGCCGCGGAAGCACUCAGCAACUUUUUCGACGUGGCUCUGCCUCUCGGCGGCAUCCUCGCGAUCCCCAUCACGGGGUACGUUCUCGACCGCAUCCACAACCCGAACAUUCUCGUCAUCCUCACGGGCGGCGCCACGAUCAUCGGCUGCCUCGGAUUCGUACCGCGCUCGCCCGUCGCCGCGUACGCGCACGUCGCGCUCUUCGUCCUGUUCCGCCCG
Messenger RNA from Thermothielavioides terrestris NRRL 8126, 1673 nucleotides. RefSeq lists its product as uncharacterized. The record is from RefSeq and is a predicted model, not a curated record. The coding region runs from base 218 to 1375 and encodes 385 amino acids. The transcript is spliced from 2 exons. Lineage: Eukaryota; Fungi; Ascomycota; Sordariomycetes; Sordariales; Chaetomiaceae. Gene Ontology annotation, biological process: transmembrane transport. Gene Ontology annotation, cellular component: fungal-type vacuole membrane. Gene Ontology annotation, molecular function: transmembrane transporter activity.